Messenger RNA from Symbiodinium sp. CCMP2592, 3489 nucleotides. NCBI's taxonomy places the organism in Eukaryota, Dinophyceae, Suessiales, Symbiodiniaceae. The record is from the annotation of a GenBank genome assembly.
AUGGCAAUGCGCAUAUCAAGCUCAGAUACGGAGAUCAUGCCCAAGGGCGAAGAUGAGGAAGAGGAGGAGGAGGACGACGACGACGAGUACAUAGACGAGGUUGUGUCUCCUCCCUUGGUGUCCAAUCCGUGUGCAACUGGUCCGAACUUCAACUACUGGGAUCGAGGAAGACAGGUCCUUCAAACGGAUUUGAACAAUCUCCGAGCAAGUCUGCGGAAGUUGGCGAUCGACAUGGCCAAGUCCGGGUACAUCCACAAGCUGUCGGCCAUGCUUCGAGAGCACGAUCCCAAAAUACUGCUUCUGCCUCCCAGACAAGACGCACAGGUGGGUCCUCAGCAAACGCUCUUUUCCGCGGCUCAGGCGAGUGGCCACACAGCAGUGGCAGAGGUGGUGGAAGAGGCUGCCACAGAUCUGCUGUUCAGGGAGUUGUCCAAGUUGACCUCGAUGCAGGAGGUUGAAGAUGACAUCGUGCAGCAGUGCUUGCAUGCAGGAGCUAAUCCCACUCGUCCGGGCGGAGCUCAUGGCCAUCUGCCUCUGCAGCAUUUGUGCAUUCAAGAGAUGCGCAAGCCUGCAGAUGUAUUCACAGCGAAGAAGGUUGCGCAGGCGGCAUCUCAGCUGGCAGAAGCCGCGCCGCUUGUCCUUGUCAUGGCCUUUGCAAGACCGGCAGCGAGGGCAGAAGUUACGCUGCCGCUGGGUGCGGCGGCGUGCAACAAGAGUUUCGGUCGAGAUAUCGUGCCGGUCCUUAGCUUUGCCGUUUCUCGGCUCUUGUUACAAAGGCCUGCCCUUGCCGCAGCGCCACUUCUGAAGGCCUCUGUUGAAGCCGCCCACAAACACUUUCCCAACGUUCCUUUCGUCCUGCCACUGGUUGAAAUCCUUCGUGCUGCUGCACCCUGCCUGGACAGCGCCAUUGGUAGCCAUGCGGGCAAGGAGGUGCAAAUAUGGGAGCCUCGCUGUGCCUACGAGAACUGGACACAGCGCAAACAGAGGCUGGAAAUCCUGCGGCCUAUGCUCUCCCAAGUCCAUGGCGCCGACGCCAGCUGCGAGCGGGAGGAAGCUCUUGCCAGACUGGCUGAAGUGGAAGCCGUACUGGAUAGAAGACGUAGGCAACAUUCCGAGCAGAUUGCAGAGCUGCAGAUGGCACUGGACAAAGCUCAGCGUGCUGCUGAGGAGGCCAGUGCCCAGGUGCAAGCUGCGCUUUCUCAAAGAUCUCAGCGUUCCUCGCAACUCCGUGCGGAGCUGCACGGCGAGGUGCAUGCUGAUGGGAAGGGUGACGUCGGGUUUGGCCAAAGUCCGCCAAACACUGGGUCGCCACCACCGGACGCGCCUGUGGAACUGUUACGAAAUAUUCGACAGCAGCGUGGCCUGGACAUCGACUACAGCACUGUGCCGCCGGCAGUGCUGCAAAGUGCUAGCGCCAUGCAGCGGAGCAUCGGGGCUGCUGUCGAAAGGCUGGCCAUCGACUUGUAUGCCUCUAAGGGGCACUUCCUGUUGGAGCUGAUCCAGAACGCGGACGACAAUCGCUACAACACCUCAGGCGCCGAGCCUGCAAUGACAAUGCACGUGGGCUCCGCUGAGGACUCCUCGCUCUUCUUCGCGUCGAUCAACAACGAGCUAGGGAUGACGAGCAAAGACGUCGAGGCUUUGUGCGAUAUCAACAGGUCUACGAAGCCAGCACAGGCCGGAAAGAUUGGGAAGAAGGGAGUUGGUUGGAAGGCAGUCUUCGCAGUCAGCGACCAGCCGACAGUGCUCUCUGGACCAUUUCGCUUUCGCUUUGAUGUGCGUGGCCGUGGCCGCUUGGGCUAUGUCACGCCUGAUGACCUUAGUUGCGAGCUCAGCCUGCUAGGUGCUUUCUGCAGCUACCAGCCAGUUCUGCAGGGGCUCUUGGCUCAGACUGGUACCUGCCGCUCCGUGGUCGCCCUGCGACGGAAGACGGAGCUGCUGCUGACAUGGGAGAUGGAGGUCGAACACUGUUCGUUUCAUCCACAGCUGAAGAUUGCAUCCUCUGGCAGGCCUUGGGAUUGCAGCUUUAAUACGAAGCUCAAUGGACAGACUGCUCAUGUGCCACAGAUCUGGGAAAGUUUGAGUGAUGCAGAUGUCAUACUGGAGUAUCCAGCGUGGCUGCUUUUUCUGCGCCAGCUGUGCCGCGUAGCAUGGGACGACGCCGUGUCUGCCAGACCGCGGCAUGUCUCCCUCGAAAGGCGCGGUGACUCCGUGUUUGUUCGGCAGAUGGCGAACCAAGGUAUGGCGGAGCCAGACGAGGAGUUCGCCUUUUUCGUUCACCGGAAAAGUGGCGUGGUGCCAGUCGAUCUGCUCCCGGCCGGCGCAGAGCCGGGGAGUCGAACUGAGGAGGUAGCCAUCGCUUUUCAGCGUGCAGCAGUGCAAGACCAAAGAGCAGAAGUAUCUGAGAGCUACAGCCAAGCUGACAGGGAGUCAGCCCAAGCAGAUCCAGUUUUCUGCUUUUUGCCAGUGCGACCCGUUGGUUUCCGAUUUUCCUUGCACGCGCCGUGGUCAUUAACAUCGAACCGUGAGGAUUUUCACUUGGAAGAUCCGCGGAACGUUUGGCUGCGUGGGGUUGCAGCUGAUGCUUUGGCUGAAGCGAUCGCUCGAUUUGGUAGCGAACCUGGGACGAACGUGCUCGCGCUGCUGGAUGCUCGACGUGUGCUUGAGCCGUUUUGGAGACGUUUGCUUGAAGAGGCUGUGGAGCGAAUUGGCGAUGCACCGGUUGUAGCCGUCAUUGGAGAGUCCAAGCUCUACAGACCGUCCGAGGUGUUGGUCCCAACACCUUCCUUGGUGCGUUGCGCUGCAGCGAUGAGAUUCAUCCAUGCUUUGCCGGCGGAGUCCUGGCCUGCAGCAACUGGCAAGCGGCUGGCCCGGUUGAGUGUCAAUGAGGAUGUGGCGGUGGAAGAUGUUCGAAGAUUGUUAUCCCUCCAUGCCGAGCCCGUCUCUGCACAAAAGAUGCGGGUUCUGCUGAACAGUGACUCCGUCAAAGCUGAGCUGACCAAGCACUGCAGAUCCAGGAAUCCUCUUGGACUCGCCCAGCUUUGUGAGCUCUUGAGUGCCAUGCUGGCUGCCACGCAGCGCGAGCCAGAGAAGUUGCCGACAUUCUCCGAAGCAGGCGAGCUUCCAGGGGAUGAAAGGCUCUUGGAUGUGGUCGCAGAAAUCCAGCAGAUGCAGGUGCUGCCGUUGGCCACUGCAGGAGGUGCCCCUCAAUUGACGAGUCUUUCGGAGGGAGAUGUCCACUUGCCUGGCUCAGGAACUUGGUGCCCUGGGCUCGACGAGGCUACUGCAUCGACUCUUCUUGCACACAAAGACGUGCGAGUCUUCGACAGUUUGUCGUGGCAGUCGCUGUCCAGCGGGGGCCAGAACUUCCUGCGACAGCCGCCUGGCCUCAUCGGUGUCUUGUGUCCAUUGUGUCCACUGUCCUGCACCUGGUCCCUCAAAAUGCAGGCUGGGCGUGCGGCAGGCCUGGUGGCCCGGGGUCGCCUUUAA